AAUAAUUACAGAAAAAAUUACCACAUCUGGAAAUAACAGAUCAGAUGAACUGAUGAGUUUUUACCAGGUGAUCCACUGGAUAACAUAAGCUUCCUUUUGUGUGUGUUAAUGUGCCUGGUUUAGGGUCAUGGCAUCCACUGGUAUGACUAGUCACCUUCCUCCAGUCAAAAGUGUGGUUGUGUACAGAAAUGGAGACCCUUUCUACUCAGGAAGGAGAUUUGUUGUAAACCAGAGGCAAAUCUCCACCAUGGAUGCUUUCCUUAAUGACGUCACUCUCAAUAUUGGAGCUCCGCUGGCUGUUCGAAGUCUUUAUACACCACGCUAUGGCCACCGGGUUGUGGACCUCACUGACCUCCAGCAGGGGGCACAGUAUGUGGCUGCAGGGUUUGAGCGGUUCAAGAAAUUGGAUUAUUUGAGUGCAGGACUGAAGAAAGCUCCAAAAUCCAGAGCUGUGGAACGUGAACAGGCUAAAGCAUUUGUCAGGCUUAAUGUGUCAGCAAAAUGGAGGAAAGUCAUCACUCUACCCUGCAUCAUAAAUGUAUUUAGAAAUGGGGACAUCAUGAGUUCUGCCAUGCGUCUGAUCAUUCCCCGCCACAUGCAGAAAAAUCUAGAGCAAAUCCUGAGCCUCAUUUCGGAAAAAGCCAUGCUUCGCACAGGAGCCGUUCGCAGACUUUGUACUCUGGAAGGAAUAACAGUGACCUCCACAGAGCAGCUGGAAAGUGGGCAGUGCUAUGUUGCAGUAGGAACAGAAAGGUUCAAGAAACUUCCAUAUGUUGAGAUUCUCCUGAACAAAGCAACAGGGAGCAGUGCGGACAGACACUACAUAGGGGACAGAGGAUUACAGAGAAGAAUUGAGAGUAGGAAGGUGUUUCCUCAGGACAGCCACAGUGAUUCCACCCUCCUGGAUUCACCAGAGAGGGAGGGCAGGCGUGUGAAGUCCACAGGAGAUGAGGUCGAGAACGAGAGCUCUCCUCAGCCUGUUAAGAGGAGGGUAAGGAAAGGGGAGAGAGAGAAUUCUGUUUUCUUUGCCAAACCUGUUAGAGUCCGCAGACACCCUUCAACACACCGACCUCCACUGCCAACAACAGAAGAGCCCAGUGUGUUUAAGGUCUCUGAGAGCAGGAUGAGGCUGGAGGUUCAAGGUGCAGAGGAGGUCGCAGAGGAUGAAAACACAGCUGUUGAGCUCCCCAUUGACCAGAGAAAAGCAGAAAUUGUGGAUGAGGAGCUUCCUGAAAAGGAUCUUUUUGACACAGAUGUAAAUCAUAUGCAUACACCUAAACAACACACACCACCACCUGAUCUUUCCAGUGAGAAGAGAGAGAGAGAGCUCACAGUGUCUGAGAGAGAGACACAGAAGGGAUAUAUGUCCAAAAAAGAGUCUCAGCAUGAUACAAACAAACAUGACCGGGUGAAACACGAUGCAUUCAAUAUUCCCUUUUUUUUUAAAUUAUUUUAUUUAUUGUAGUUUUAUGUUAAAA
Molecule: messenger RNA, 1478 nt
Organism: Myxocyprinus asiaticus (Chinese sucker)
Lineage: Eukaryota; Metazoa; Chordata; Actinopteri; Cypriniformes; Catostomidae
Gene: dcdc2b
Product: doublecortin domain containing 2B
Exons: 13
Coding region: 128-1465 (445 amino acids)
Biological process (GO): intracellular signal transduction
Cellular component (GO): microtubule organizing center; microtubule
Source: RefSeq, a predicted model, not a curated record